GUGUGGUAUCUGCGCUUCUGCUAAGCAUUGUCACCCGCGAGUGCUCCAACCAUCCUCUCCCAUCCAGGCACAAUUGGCGGAUCCCAGAUUGUCCUCCCGGGUCGCUCUAGCUGCCGUCUCUAUGGUUCGGGGACGCGCCGGGUCGCGGCCAGCCCGGGCUCGCUGGUGCGCGUGCGCGAUCCUAGCGCGUGCCCGGCCUCCGGCAACUGCCCUGGCUGGCGGGUGGGAGGGGUGGGUCUGGGAACGUUGCGGCGGCCGUGGCCGCGGCCCCUGCGCGCACGGCAGUCCCCCGCCGCCGCCUCAGAUGAUGGGUCCCGAGGAUGCCGGAGCCUGCUCGGGAAGAAACGCCGAGCUGCUCCCAGUCCCGGGGCCCAUGGGUCAGGACGGGAAGACCGUCCACACCGCCGGCGGCUUUGGCGGAGGCGCUGUCGCCGCGGAGUCGCCAGAGGAGGCUGGAGAGGAGGAGGAAGCGCCGCGGCCGCGGCAGCUCCUGCAGCGGUAUCUCGCGGCGGCCGCGGGCCCGCUGCAGCCCGGGCUCGGCGGGGCGGAGGCGGCGGCUGUCCCCGCGGCGUGCCGUUCAAGCAUGACCAACGGGGACUCGGGAUUUUUGCUGCGCCAGGACCGUCGCGGCCCGGAGGAGGAGCGUCACCGCCGAUCCUGCGGCCACCCUUGCCUGCUAGAUCCCGCGGACGAGGGUGUGGACGGCGCGGGUGGCCCGGACGACUGGGCCGCGCCGCUGGAGGACCCGCUACGGAGCUGCUGCCUGGCGUCGGGGGACACCGACGACCCAGAACCCACAGCUGCCACCUCUGCCGCGAGAUCGGGUGGGAGCGCGGAGCCCAGCCCCGGCCUCCCCGACGCCCGCUUCAGCUCUCGGAACACGUUCGAGGUGAGCCGCCGCCAGAGCGCCGGCGACCUCCUUCCCUCGGCGGGGACACCCGCAUCCCUGCCAACGGCGGAGCAGAGUCCCGGGGGCACCACGGCUCGAGCUCGACGGAGCGGUGGCUUCGCGGAUUUCUUCGCCAGAAACCUUUUUCCAAAAAGGACGAAAGAACUCAAAUCAGUUGUUCAUAGCGCUCCUGGAUGGAAGUUAUUUGGUAAAGUUCCUCCCAGAGAAAAUCUUCAGAAAACAUCCAAAAUUAUUCAGCAGGAAUAUGAAGCACGAACAGGGAGAACCUGUAAAGUACCACCUCAGUCUUCAAGACGUAAGAAUUUUGAGUUUGAGCCACUUUCUACCACUGCCCUGAUUCUUGAGGACCGGCCAUCGAAUCUUCCUGCAAAGUCUGUGGAAGAGGCUUUACGUCACCGGCAAGAGUAUGCUGAGAUGGUGGCUGGAGCGAAAAAACGAGAAAUUAAAGAAGCACAUAAAAGAAAAAGAAUAAUGAAAGAACGAUUUAAGCAGGAAGAAAGCAUUGCAAGUGCAAUGGUAAUUUGGAUCAAUGAGAUACUGCCCAAUUGGGAAGUAAUGCGUAGUACAAGAAGAGUUCGAGAAUUGUGGUGGCAGGGACUGCCCCCUAGUGUUCGUGGGAAAGUUUGGAGUCUAGCUGUAGGAAAUGAACUAAAUAUCACUCCUGAACUGUAUGAAAUCUUUCUUUCAAGAGCAAGAGAACGGUGGAAGAGCUUCAGUGAAACCAGUUCUGAUAGUGACGUUGAAGGUAUAUCUGUUGCUGACCGAGAGGCUAGCCUGGAAUUAAUUAAGUUGGACAUAUCCCGUACAUUUCCAUCUCUCUACAUCUUUCAGAAGGGUGGUCCAUAUCAUGAUGUUUUACAUAGUAUCUUAGGGGCAUAUACAUGUUACAGACCUGAUGUUGGUUAUGUCCAGGGGAUGUCCUUCAUCGCAGCUGUGCUCAUUCUCAACCUGGAAGAAGCAGACGCCUUCAUUGCCUUUGCAAAUCUCCUAAAUAAGCCAUGCCAGUUGGCCUUUUUCCGGGUGGACCACAGCAUGAUGUUGAAGUAUUUUGCAACAUUUGAAGUAUUCUUUGAGGAAAACCUGUCCAAACUAUUUCUUCAUUUCAAGUCAUAUAGCCUUACACCAGAUAUAUACUUGAUAGAUUGGAUCUUCACGCUGUACAGCAAGUCACUGCCACUUGAUCUGGCUUGUCGUGUCUGGGAUGUGUUUUGCAGAGAUGGAGAGGAAUUUUUAUUUAGGACUGGAUUGGGGAUCCUCCGGCUAUAUGAAGAUAUACUCCUACAGAUGGACUUUAUUCAUAUAGCACAAUUUCUUACCAAAUUGCCAGAAGAUAUCACAUCAGAAAAGCUUUUCAGCUGUAUUGCAGCCAUUCAGAUGCAGAAUAACACCAAAAAAUGGACUCAGGUCUUUGCGUCUGUAACGAAGGACAUUAAGGAAGGUGAUAAGAACAGCAGUCCUGCUCUGAAGAGCUGACAUUGGAGUCAGGGACGUGCUGAAAUGCAGAAGCUAAUUUUGGGGGAAGUUUCCUGUUUCGUGCUGAUAGCAUGGAGAGAAGUGCUGGAGAGAAGAAUCAAGACCUGGAAAACCGCUGAGUUGAAGUUCCAUGGCUGAAGGAAAUGAAAUACGUAAUUUAUUGACAGUAUUAACAAAAAAGUACUUGGGAGAGCCAUUUUUCAGAGGAAAAGGCUUAGAUGGCCUUUACAUACUCCAUAAUAUGGAGUGAAUACUUUAAAUGCAAUAAUUUUUUUAAUAUAGCUUCAACAGAAACUUCAAUUUUUUUAUAUCUUUUCUUUUUUAACAAUUACCACAAACGCACUUCAGGGGUCAGAAUAGGAUUGUUAAAUCCUACUUUAACCUCCAAAAAAGAUAGGAUACAUGUAUUAUCUCCAGUUCUGGGUGUUUGAAGCUGUUGUAGACCAAUAGGAAGCAUCUACGUUGUAUGUUAUUGAAGUCACUGUAACUCCUGCUUACCGUAUCAUAGCCUAGGGCAGUUCUGACCUUCUAGAACUGGAAAUGUUGGUGGGACAUUGUUUCUUGUUUUGUUUAUGGUGUUUCCCACAGUGUUGUGUCCCUUUGUUUUUGAAGAGAAAUUCUUUCUCUAAGGAGUUUCUAUUACAGAAGAAUUUUAGCCUUUUUGUUUCUUGUCUGACAAAUUGUUAGGUAGUAACUUAACAUUAAAAAACUAACUGGUAGAAUGAAAGAUCUUUUUGCACUUUAGUGGACUGAAGACUUGACUUUGAGAGUAAGAGUAAAAAAGCAAUGAAUUCUAAGAGUUCUAGAUAACACACUACUUACAAGACUUGAAUUUUUUAGUUAAAAUCCAUCUUCUAUCUAUAGAAACAAAUUUUAUUAAUUUCAGUUUGAAAUUUGAAAUCUUAUAUAGCUAAGUCUAAGACUUGUGAAACUCUAUGCAUAAUUUUCUAAUUGAUGGGAAUAAUAGUAAAAGUAAUUUUACCUUUUUUCUUAGUCUUUUUGAUGGCAUCUCAUAUAAAUUAUUAAUCAUUGGUAAACUGGUAUUAAAUUUAUUAUACUUAAUUUUUGAACCUAACCUAAAUCAUUUGAAUUAUUAUGGGUCACAUCUGUACAAAAUACUGUUUGGUUACUGAUUAGAUUUAUACUGUUUUGAUGUUGCAGUUUGGUUUGAAACAACAUAGAAGCACACAUUUCUGUUAGUGGUGAACAAUACAUACAUAUAUAUAGUCUCUAGACUAAAAAGCCAGAGAUUCUUCCUUAUGGUAUAGUAAAUUACCUAAGGAAUAUGGGACCAGAGGGUGUCCAUAUAUUUUUACCCUAUGGGUUGAUCAUUCUAGCCUCGGGAACCCUGAAGAGUUAACUCCUAUCGAAGGGGCUGGCUCAGUGAAGCUGGUAGUGUUAAUAAAAUACUGAAGGAGUUUCUAGAGUCUUAAUAGGUUUCAGGAUGAGCUUUUAACUCUGUGACUAUGCCUUGCUUGAUAUUGGUGUCCCUCAUAAAGGGCACAUAACCUCUGGCAGUAAUCUCUGAAUUUAUAUUACUUGACCUGGGUUUAAUUUUACUUUCAGGUAUUAGUUUCCUGAGGUGGUCUUAUGUUCUGUAUUUCUUUUUCUUACCUUUUUUAUUGUACAGUUUCUUUACCUUCCAAGUAUAAAUGUGUAUAUAAAAUGUAAAUACAAGAAAGUCACUAAAAACCACUAGUAACAAUUACUAUGAAAAUAAAACUUGUAAGCAGAA
This is a messenger RNA of Microtus ochrogaster (prairie vole), 4118 nucleotides long. RefSeq names its product TBC1 domain family member 12 (gene Tbc1d12). Gene Ontology annotation, molecular function: small GTPase binding; GTPase activator activity. Gene Ontology annotation, biological process: regulation of GTPase activity. The record is from RefSeq and is a predicted model, not a curated record. NCBI's taxonomy places the organism in Eukaryota, Metazoa, Chordata, Mammalia, Rodentia, Cricetidae.